AUGUGCUGGGCUAUAUUAUGCACAUAUAUAUUUCAACUGUCCUUCACGCAUACCUCUUUUACUGUGAGUCGUUAAAGUAGUGGUGUCUUAAUGACAGAGAAUAUAUUAUGCAUACUUUUAUUUUGAAGAAGCAUCUUUAUGAAUGAAACAACAUCACUUCCGGCUACAACAAGCCUUCAGCCGGUGUUGUUUACUGUGUAAAUGAUGGACAAAAAUGUCUUCCGUUGCGUUGAAUGUAACGAACAAGCCACAGAGCUUCACCGGGACUACAGCAACGGGAUCCUGACGAUCACUAUAUGCGGGUCCUGCCAAAAGCCUGUGGAUAAAUACAUCGAGUACGACCCUGUGAUCAUCCUGAUUGACGCCCUUCUAUGCAAGACCCAGGCUUUUAGGCACAUUUUGUUCAACACCACAUUGAAUAUCCACUGGAAGUUGUGUGUGUUCUGUCUGCUCUGUGAGGCCUACCUCCGCUGGUCUCUGCUGCCGGGCUCCGAGCAGAGCAGGGACCCCGCUGACAUCAUCAGGUACACGAAGGAGUGGGAGUUCUACGGCAUGUUUGGAUUGGCUGCCCUGGGUAAGAGGUCACGGCUCUUCAGUCUCAUCAAUCGAAACACUUUUAUUUUUUUUAAUUUUAAACUUAGAACUUUUGGUUGUGUCACUCCUGCAGAGCUGGCAGCGUUCUGUACCAGCGUCCUCCUCUUCCUCUGGUUGGUGGUGGUCCAUGUGCAGCACCGGAGCCUGGACUUCAGUCUCCUCCUCCGGGCUCUGCUGCUCUCCUGCUACGGGAAAGUCCUAGUGAUCCCAGCUGUCAUCUGGGAACACGACUACUCCCCCCUCUGCCUGAGCCUCAUCAAACUGUUUGUGCUGACCUCAAACUCCCAGGCCAUCAGAGUGAUCCUGAACAGCAGUCGACGUCUGUCACUGACGGCCGUGUGUGUCGGCCUCCUGUCGGAGACCUGCACGGCUCAGGUGUGUAGAAGACUUCAGCAGAGCGUCCAGGACAUGUUGACCUGAACCUGUGCUCCGACCAACGCAGAUAAAAAAAAUCUCUAAUCUCUGGCGUCAGCGACUGACAUGUCAGUGUGGAAAUCAACCAGAGUCGAGGUGAAGCCUGAGCCUCGGGAACAUGGAGGGUUUUUUGGGGGUGGAUUUGUGCUUUUGUUUUGAUCCUGGACUAUAGGAAGAAGAGUUAGGAACCAUGGCAGAAUAAAGAACUGUUUGGUCAUGGUGGUUACACUCUCAUUAA
This is a messenger RNA of Cynoglossus semilaevis (tongue sole), 1246 nucleotides long. It is a transcript of the gene arv1, whose product is annotated as ARV1 homolog, fatty acid homeostasis modulator. Gene Ontology annotation, cellular component: cortical endoplasmic reticulum; Golgi apparatus. Gene Ontology annotation, biological process: intracellular sterol transport; sterol metabolic process; sphingolipid metabolic process. The record is from RefSeq and is a predicted model, not a curated record. The coding region runs from base 202 to 1014 and encodes 270 amino acids. Lineage: Eukaryota; Metazoa; Chordata; Actinopteri; Pleuronectiformes; Cynoglossidae. The transcript is spliced from 4 exons.